Messenger RNA from Juglans regia (Persian walnut), 1281 nucleotides. RefSeq lists its product as uncharacterized. The transcript has 2 exons. Lineage: Eukaryota; Viridiplantae; Streptophyta; Magnoliopsida; Fagales; Juglandaceae. Bases 1 to 1281 code for a protein of 426 amino acids. The record is from RefSeq and is a predicted model, not a curated record.
AUGGAUGAGGUACUGCAGAAGAAAUGGGAAGGUCUCUCUCUAACAGAACAAGAGUAUGACACCAUGAGAGUGGGGAGUGAAGUGCUGGAGCCACUAAAAGCAAAAGGUAAAAGAUGUUUACUCAUAAUGAUCAAUGCAGACAGAGUGGUAAACCGUCAGGCUUUCAGGACUACCAUGUCCAAGGUUUGGAGAUCUGAGGGGUGGUUUCAGUUCAAAGACGUGGGAGAAAAUAGGAUGCUUGUAGAAUUCCAGCACGAACGGGAUAAAGACAAGGUUCUACAGGGGAGGCCAUGGUCCUUCGACAGAAACCUCAUUUGCAUACAAGAGCUUGACGGGCAAGUCCCAUUAAAAGAGAUAACUUUCAAUAGAGAGCUCUUCUGGGUACAGGCCCACGACUUGCCUCUGGCAUGCAUGACUAGAGAGAUUGGAAUGAAGCCGUUUUCUGGGAUGGAGAAAGUAGAAGAGGUUGAAACCGAUGAAGCAGGAUGCGGAUGGGGAAGCACAUUAAGAGCCAGAGUAGAGGUUGACAUAUCAAAGCCUUUAAUUCGAGGGAGGUUUAUAGAGUUGGAAGGGAUGCAGCUGUGGCUCCCUUUCAAAUAUGAAAGGCUACCAGCUUUUUGUUUUGAAUGUGGAACCAUCAAACAUUCCAGGCUUUGCCCUGGGGCUAGUCGGAUGGUUAACAAGGACGCAGGCCACCAAUAUGGCCCUUGGCUUAGGGCUGUCCCCCCUAGAGCAGGGGCUGCUGAUACACAGCGGUAUGGUGGCAACAUGGUUCAACCUCCUCACCAUGGAAACCAGGAAGGAAGCUUGGGGAGGUCUCCAAACACUCACGAUCAAGGAGGUAGGCCUGUUGACCAUAAAAAGGCUAUGACAGGGACAGCACAAAAAGAUGUGGAAGACCAAAGUAUAAAGGUGGAAAAUCCUACUGUUAAGGAAACGAAGGCCCCCCACGUGCCUCAAGAUCUUCCUGACGGGGUUGAUGGGAUUUUGCCAUUCCAGGAAGAGCAACCCGUAGAGAAUGGGGCCCAGAUCAAAGAGCUGGCAGAAGCCAGAAAUAGAGCCACUUGGAAGAGGAGGGCUCGGGAUAAGUCUUACUCCACGGCUGAACUAGUCCCCUCAACUAAUACAUAUCAGCAUGGAGUAAAAAGAAGCUUGCAAACGAGCUGGGAAUCUGAGACCAGUGAGAUUAACAAUAAGAAACAAAGGACAAGUGUGACCAACAAGGAACAGGAUGAUGAUCAAUUGGUGGUGGCUGCUAGACAGCACCACCAACACCAAUGA